Molecule: messenger RNA, 701 nt
Organism: Dicrocoelium dendriticum
Lineage: Eukaryota; Metazoa; Platyhelminthes; Trematoda; Plagiorchiida; Dicrocoeliidae
Source: the annotation of a GenBank genome assembly
AUUCACUUCCGUCUCCCGAAAGGACAGUGGAUGAUACGUUCCGGUUCGUCGUUAGCGAUAUUUUCAAACCCGCGGGUUUGGGUCUACCAGUCGUCGCUGGUCGUGUGAUAUCCGGCGGGGUCUCUGCGGGCGUCGGACUAGCUACUAGUCGUCUUCUUUGUCAACCAAGCGGUUUACUAGCUGUGGUGAAAUCCAUUCGCUCAUUGUGCAGUGUUCAGCCUGGAAUGGAGAAUGCGGACGCCGAUGCAACUUCCAACUUUCUGGAUCAAUCAGUCAAGUACGCGUUUGCCGGAGACCAAGUUGCUCUCGUACUCAGCGGUGUUGAUCCCUAUCAGUCGCUCGCUCCAGGUGAUGUAAUCACCGAUCCUGACAAUCCUGUGCCCCUGGCUAGUCGCAUACGAGCCAGAAUUCUGCUCUUCUCCGUGCCUCAACCAGUCACUAGAGGAUACGCGGUCAUACUUUACUACCAUUACACGAGCACUUCGGCCAACAUCUCCAAGCUUAGGUCAAUGACAUUCAAGGAGAACAAGAUGGAGAAAACUGUAUCUAAACCGAGGUGUUUACUGGGCAACUGCACAGCCGAUGUGGAAAUCAUCAUGGAUCGCCAGAUCUGUGUGGAGAUUUACGAAAAAUGUAAGCCGCUUGGAAGAUUCAUGCUUCGCGUCGGCGGAGAGUCGAUAGCUGGUGGCACCGUCACUGCG